Molecule: messenger RNA, 1938 nt
Organism: Plasmodium coatneyi
Lineage: Eukaryota; Apicomplexa; Aconoidasida; Haemosporida; Plasmodiidae
Product: DNA helicase
Exons: 1
Coding region: 1-1938 (645 amino acids)
Biological process (GO): double-strand break repair via homologous recombination
Cellular component (GO): cytoplasm; chromosome
Molecular function (GO): 3'-5' DNA helicase activity; nucleic acid binding; ATP binding
Source: RefSeq, a predicted model, not a curated record
AUGGAGGAAGGCGAAGUGAAUGUGUGUCCCCCGCCCGACCUGCUAAACAGGUACAAAAGCAAGUACGGCAAAAUAGACAUCGACAAGGCGAGGGGCAUCCUGCAGGAGCACUUUGGCAUUACAGACUUUAAGGAAAAGCAAGUGGAGUGUCUAAACGCAAUUAAAAAUUUCGAGCAUGUCCUAAACAUUAUGCCAACAGGAGGAGGGAAAUCACUCAUCUACCAAGUAACCCCACUGCUCAUCGGAGGAAUCAGUAUCGUUAUCAGUCCGUUAAUCUCCCUUAUGUAUGACCAAACAAAGUCACUGAAGAGAAAAAAUAUUGUUGCAGAAACGAUCAAUAGCUCACUCAAUAAGAAGGAAAAUGAGAAAAUCUUGAAUCUUCUUAAAAACUACAAUGAUUGCGAUAUAAACGUUUUGUAUGUAACCCCUGAAACAGCCACUAGUGAGUAUUUUAUUAUUCUGCUGAAGGAGCUUUACAUGAAUGAGAAGAUUGCUUUGAUAUCUAUUGACGAGGUACACUGCAUAAGCACCUGGGGGUGCGACUUUAGGAAAAGUUAUCGGAAUUUAAGCAAAGUGCUGCAGGUGUGUCCCUAUGUGCGCGUAUACACCUGCACGGCCACCGCCACCAAGUGCGUAGAGAAGGACAUCAUUUUGAACUUGAACAUGGACGUACACCGCGUGGAGGGGGCUGUCAGCAAAUGGACGCUCGAAAAUGGGCACGAUCAGGCGAAGCAGCAGCAGGAGCAGCCGAAUGGACUGGCUACCGAUAAGCAGAUUGAUAUAUGUAGGGACCCCCAGGAUGACACCUUAAACUCCCUGCGAAUCGUACGAACCUCGUUCAACAGACCCAACCUGAAGUACGUCAUCAUAUACAGCGACCUAAUCCACACAGAAAAGAAAAGAAGCAUUUUUCACAUCAUCCAGGAGAAGAGAAAUGUGGACAAGAUAGGUAUUAUAUACUGUUUUAAACGAAACACGUGCGAUGAAAUUUCCAAGUACUUAAGAGAGCAGGGUAUUCAAGCACUGAGUUAUCAUGCCGGGUUGACCACUAGCGCAAGGAAGAGAAUACAAGAAAAGUGGAUCAACGGAAAGGCUAAAAUUUUAGUGGCCACCAUAGCGUUUGGAAUGGGUAUCGACAGGAAGGAUGUGUCCUUUAUUAUUCAUUUUAAUUUACCCAAGUCGAUAGAAAAUUAUUACCAAGAGUGUGGGCGCUCUGGCAGAAACGGAAACGUUUCCUUUUGUUACCUUUACUACUCCAAGGAAGAUGUAGAGAAACUGUCCUACAUCAUUCGAAGCAGAUAUUCCAACUUGGACCAGCAGGACCUCACCAUACAGAAGAAGUUCGAGAAGGAAAUAUACAACCUCGAGUGCAUGCACAACUUGUGUGUCCAGGAGAAAUGCGUGCGUUCGCAGAUUUUGGCGCACUUCGGCGAGCUCCCUCCCCCCAAGGGUAUUAGCGGUAAUGGCGACGAUGACUACUGCUGCUCGUACUGCUCUGACGUGAAAGGCUCGAGGGACAAAAUCGAGCAAGUCAUUAAAUUGUAUCAGGAUGCUCACUGGAACAUCCAGUCCAAAUACAACAGAACCAGUGACAACCACGUGACCUCCAUUACGAGCAACCUCCACGAAAAGAAGCACAAGCUAAGUGAUUACUCCGACUCGGAAAAUGAACGUGGGCUAAGUCACUAUAAACUAACCAACAAAAAGAUUAAAGGGUUUGUUCCCUUCCAGAGGGCAUCAUCUAUAAUUUCCAAGGAUAUUCGAGACAAGGGCAUCACUGAAGUUAUGAAGGAGCUGGAGAGAAGAGAGGAACUGAUGGAGAACAGGCUGGAGGAGCGGACCCCCAAGAUCGGGAAAAUGAGGAAUUCCUUUUCGCUCCUCACUAGUGUGAAAAAGACGCCCGUGUUUUCGUCCUUUAAGGUUCCCCGCAGGUUGUGA